AUGGAGGAUGUGAUUAGCACCUUCCAGGAACAUCACAAUAAAUAUCUCUCUGAAGUAGCAAUCAUGAAUAGUAACCUAGGGGAGGAAAAAAGAACACAUACUAGAGAGAAACCUUAUGAAUGUAACGUUUGUGGAAAGUCUUUCAUCCAGAAAUCAAAGCUUACUGUUCACCAGAGAACACACACAAAAGAGAAACCUUUUGAAUGUAACAUUUGUGGAAGGUCUUUCUCCUGGAAGGAAUAUCUUACUAGACACCAGAGAACACACACAGGAGAGAAACCUUUUGAAUGUAACAUUUGUGGAAAGUCUUUCUCCUGCAAGGAAUACCUUACUCUGCACCAGAGAACACACACAGGAGAGAAACCUUAUGAAUGUAAGAUGUGUGGAAAAUCUUUCACCAAGAAAUCAAAUCUUAAUCUCCAUCAGAGAACACAUACUAGAGAGAAACUUUUUGAAUGUAACAUUUGUGGGAAGUCUUUCUCCUGCAAGGCAUAUCUUACUCUGCACCAGAGAACACACACAGGAGAGAAACCUUAUGAAUGUAAGAUGUGUGGAAAAUCUUUCACCAAGAAAUCAAAUCUUAAUCGCCAUCAGAGAACACAUACUAGAGAGAAACCUUUUGAAUGUAACAUUUGUGGAAAGUCUUUCUCCUGCAAGGCAUAUCUUACUCUGCACCAGAGAACACACACAGGAGAGAAACCUUAUGAAUGUAAGAUGUGUGGAAAAUCUUUCACCAAGAAAUCAAAUCUUAAUCUCCAUCAGAGAACACAUACCAGAGAGAAAACUUAUGAAUGCAACUUGUGUCGAAAGUCUUUCUCCCAUAAAAGAAACCUUACUGUGAACCAGAAAACACACACAUUAGAGAGACCUUAUGAAUGUAACAUGUGUGGAAAGUCCUUCUCUUGGAAGUCAAGCAUCAAUGUCCAUCAGAUAAUACACACAGGAAGGAAACCUUAUGAAUGUAACCUGUGUGGAAUGACUUUCACCUGGAAGUCAAACCUCACUGUCCAUCAGAAAAAACACAGGAAAGAAACCUUAUGA
This is a messenger RNA of Dipodomys spectabilis (banner-tailed kangaroo rat), 1041 nucleotides long. Its product is annotated as zinc finger protein OZF-like. Gene Ontology annotation, biological process: regulation of transcription by RNA polymerase II. Gene Ontology annotation, molecular function: DNA-binding transcription activator activity, RNA polymerase II-specific; RNA polymerase II cis-regulatory region sequence-specific DNA binding. The coding region runs from base 1 to 1041 and encodes 346 amino acids. The transcript is spliced from 2 exons. The record is from RefSeq and is a predicted model, not a curated record. Gene Ontology annotation, cellular component: nucleus. NCBI's taxonomy places the organism in Eukaryota, Metazoa, Chordata, Mammalia, Rodentia, Heteromyidae.